AUGUCGUUCGUGCAUGCGCUGCGAACAUUUGUGACGGAAUCGCUUCAGGAUGCCGAUGGCCCAAUGUUGGCCCACUUGUGCGAUACAUUUCAAUUGGACUCGGCAAUAUUUCCGACCAAGACGGACGUGUUGCGGAGUGUUGUCGACUUGGUUGUCAAAGACCGCGACACAGCACUUGGGCGAUUUGUGGCGUGGAAGCAAGAGCUGGACGCGGGGGGGUCGCCCUCCACGGACGCUGUUGUCCUGGCAAAGAACGCCAACUUGACCAACGCGUUUCUACCUAUUGAUACAACGUCGCCGCGGAGACCGAAUCAUGCCACCGCCGCCGCGGCGCCUCCCCCGGGAUCAAAGCGCAUUUUUGAUUUCGUUUUGGAUCGAGAGAUGGCUGCGCUGGGUGACGAGCUCAUGCGGCUCGAGGCUGCGUACAAGGAGGCGGAGCGAGGGCUGCAUCAUGGUAGCAUCAGCUACGAUAAAAUCAAGCGGUUUUUGCAAACCCUGACGCAGUUGCGGGCCAACGACGACCAGUUUCGAAUCCUCCUUCUGGAGAAGAAUCAAAACUUGCGCGCGGACAACGCCCGCCUGUUCAAGCUCGAGGCCCAUACUCGCGAACAGCUCGAACUUUUUGUCGACGGGUGUGCUCGGCUCCGGGGCAAGCACGACGCGAUGGUCGAAAACUUUAGCCGCGUGGGCGCGGCAGACGCAGCGGCGCACGAGCUCAUCAUGCAGCUGUAUGGUGGCGAGUGCGCAUUCACCCAGGUCGUUUCGAAUGAUUCGAAUAUCGCCACGAGCUCGCUCCAUCUCAUGCUUCAACAGGCGCUGACAACCACAUUACAAUUCAAGUGCCAGCGACUAGCAGACACAGAAGCCGCGCUGCGCAACGCCCAUGCGACAAUCAAUACACUCGAAACAAAACUCGAGCAUCAGCAAACAACCAUCGACGAGAUGCAUCGGAAGUGGGACGCUGCUGCGAAGGACGCGCUGUGUGCCAAAAUUCAGCUGCGCCGGUGCCGGAAGCGAAUGCGCGAUACCGACAGCCUCGCCUUCGACGCACGAAUUUUACGUGGACGCGCGAUGGACUUUCAACACAUGGUGUGCGACUUGAUGGGCAUGGGGCAUGUGCAAGCGGCAGCAUUCCAAGAUGCCAAAGGAGCUUUCGUCAAGAGCGCGGAUCGAACCUCGAUUGCGUGGCGUGCUUUGCGGUAUUUGACGGCAGUUGCGUCGCCCACAGUCGACGGUCCCUCGUCGCUCCAGCACACGCCGUCAAAGGGCCCACACAGCAUUGAGUUUUCAACUCGCGAUGACAGACCGUUUCCAGCCAUUGUAAUGCCGCCCAAACGAAAGCGGGACGUGCGCAUGGACCUGCCGGUGGUUGUUUUUCUUGGGGGCGGGGCUUACAUCUCGUCUGUGGUCCAUCGGCUCUGUGUGCAGUUUGGGUAUUCGUCCCUGGACGUGGAAGCGUGGCGAGGCGAUACAGCCGGUACCCCCGAAGUCAGCCACAACGGUGCGGACCCUGGCAGCGACACUGAAAUGGGGGAAAUCCCGAUGGCCCACGAGCGCCUUGCCUGGGCAAUUCAAGCGUCUGGAAGUGUGCUCGUGUACAACUGGCCCCGCAUCCAACCAGGCGACGUCACCCGGCUCAUUCAACACGGCGCGAACGUGAAAAUGGUGCUGGAUUUGGGCGGCGCCGACUCGACCACCACUGCUGCCUUGGCAACUUCGUGUGCCUUGUACCGCAGGCUUCCGAUGAACACAUCACCGCUCCAUGUCGACCAAAUCGUGCACGACACAGCACUUGUGUGGCAUGCGUACCAGGAUACGAUGUACUCUUGCAUUGGCAUCAAGUGGGAUGCAGCCACCAUCGUGAUGAACGAACGGUGUGCCAUGAUGCGGGAAGAGCUCUCGCAGCGCAUGGUCGUAGAGUGGGGCAAGCACUUGGCGAUUUUGGCCGAGAAGAAGGCUGCAGCGGACGCCAAGGCAAAGCUCCAAACCUCGACCAAGGCCAACAGCACAAAGCGGCCACCAUCUAACAACAGAACGUCGACGCCGAACCAGAAAACCAAGCCCGGCACACCUUCUCGUGGAGCUGCCGCAAGUGGCCGAGCAACAUCUGGCAAGUCCAAACCACAACCAAACAGCGCGAGCCCCGGAAAAUCCUCCACCCAACCAUCGACGAAAAGCUCCCCUGUGAAGAGGUCACCAGCGACACCUGCCAAGAAGAAAUGA
Aphanomyces invadans is the source of this 2223-nucleotide messenger RNA. RefSeq lists its product as hypothetical. The transcript has 5 exons. The record is from RefSeq and is a predicted model, not a curated record. The coding region runs from base 1 to 2223 and encodes 740 amino acids. NCBI's taxonomy places the organism in Eukaryota, Oomycota, Saprolegniomycetes, Saprolegniales, Verrucalvaceae.